Messenger RNA from Equus caballus (horse), 315 nucleotides. It is a transcript of the gene CXCL10, whose product is annotated as C-X-C motif chemokine ligand 10. Gene Ontology annotation, molecular function: chemokine activity. The record is from RefSeq and is marked provisional. Lineage: Eukaryota; Metazoa; Chordata; Mammalia; Perissodactyla; Equidae. Gene Ontology annotation, biological process: immune response; defense response; chemotaxis. Gene Ontology annotation, cellular component: extracellular region.
AUGAAUCAAAGUGCUGUUCUUAUACUCUGCCUUAUCUUUCUGACUCUGAGUGGAACUCAAGGAAUACCUCUCUCUAGAACUGCACGCUGUACCUGCAUUAACAUUAGUGAUCGACCUAUUCCUCCAAGGUCCUUAGAAAAACUUGAAAUGAUUCCUGCAAGUCAAUCUUGUCAACGUGUUGAGAUCAUUGCCACAAUGAAAAAGAAUGGGGAGAAAAGAUGUCUGAAUCCAGAGUCCAAGACCGUCAAGAAUUUACUGAAAGCAAUUAGCAAGCAAAGGUCUAAAAGAUCUCCUCGAACACUGAGAGAAGUAUAA